Messenger RNA from Plasmodium vivax (malaria parasite P. vivax), 903 nucleotides. RefSeq lists its product as hypothetical. The transcript is spliced from 6 exons. NCBI's taxonomy places the organism in Eukaryota, Apicomplexa, Aconoidasida, Haemosporida, Plasmodiidae. The record is from RefSeq and is a predicted model, not a curated record. Bases 325 to 903 code for a protein of 192 amino acids.
ACAUUUAAGUGUACACCCUCAGGAUAUUUUUCCAAGUGGCAAAAUAGGUCCUUCCUCCUUAGCCUGCUAAACCCCCCUUGACUGGUUACCUAUUGAGAUACGUUUUUUUUUAUUUUCCCUUUUCCGCGCUGGUUUUAAUUUUUGCGUCGCUUCACCAAAUUGGCGCGUCUGCUUGGAGGGAUUGCCUUGCGCAGAGCUGGUGGCUAUUUUUUUUGCCGCUCUCCCCCCAGUGUGGAGAAAGCAUGGUCAAGUGUGAGCCAGCGUGAAGGAGGGUUAUCAAGCGUGAAGAAGGGUUACCAAACGUGGACGUGAAGACCAGGCAAAAUGGCGCUGCUCACCCUUCUCACCUUUCUCUUUUUCCUCUCCGUGUCUUCCCCCCACCUGUGCUACUCCUUUAAGAGCAAUCGGGGGCGCGAACAGACGCUGCUAAAUUGGGACCCCACACAUGUGCAAAGCUUGGACAAAAAAUUAUUACCAAGUCAGAUGUGGAAAAAAAAUAGGCUCUACUAUGUCUCCUCCAGUAAGAACCUGUUCAGAAACAGCUUCCAGAAGAGUCAAUCGCCCAGGGUGAAGAUGGCCCUUUCGCUAUUCAAGGAUAUUAACAUGUCUAAUCUGUUCCCCGGCUUCAAAACGAUUUUUAACAAAAAGUUCCUCUUCGAGCCCUUGUUCAACUCGCAUAAAGACAUCAUCAUGCGAAAUAUGAAGUCGAUCCAGCUGAUACAAAAAGGAAACGUGGUGAAGAACCUCGUAAUUUUCGGGGCCUCCUGCUUCACCAUUUAUUCUGUGUCCAAGCUGCUCCUAAUGCUCAGGCGGUUCUUCCAAAACCAGUACAAAAUGAUAAGUGAACAAGAAAUAAAAAUGCUCGGCAAGUAUGAAAACCCGCAUGUUGAGUUUAAGGACUGA